Molecule: messenger RNA, 3306 nt
Organism: Mercenaria mercenaria
Lineage: Eukaryota; Metazoa; Mollusca; Bivalvia; Venerida; Veneridae
Product: tumor necrosis factor ligand superfamily member 10-like
Exons: 5
Coding region: 121-933 (270 amino acids)
Biological process (GO): immune response
Cellular component (GO): membrane
Molecular function (GO): tumor necrosis factor receptor binding
Source: RefSeq, a predicted model, not a curated record
UAACCCAUACCAGUGAUCGCUUGAAUAAUUCAAAUCUUUCAGCUAUAAACGUUUGAGAUAGCUAGGUUUAAAAACUAAUUGGUUAGGAACUACUGGGGCUACACUUCGUGGAAACUCAGUAUGACGUUACAGUUACAUAUUUACGUACUUCGCGUAUUGAUUUGUUUAACAACAAUCAAUAUAACAAUACUUCCGGCAUUGGUCAUGUACUGGCGUACACUCAGGGCAGUCAAAGUUGAACCGACCUUCUGUUACUCUGAAGAUGAUUUGAGCUCAGCUAACGGCAAUCCUGAUUUGCUGAAACAGCUAAUUGUACUGAAUGACAAGAAUACAGAUCGAAACAAACACUGCGGCAAACUUAGUGACGUACUUAACAAAUUCGUAACACAGAUAACUGCCAAUAAAUACAAUAGUAAUGCAUUCCCAGAAUACAUUCCUCUCAAUCUUGAGAAGUGCAACUGUAGCAAAACUCGCAGAGAAGAAGACAAGAUACAUCUCAAACAAGUUGCAUCUUAUGCAAAGCCUGUUCGAGGGCAGACAACAAAAGUAUUCUGGGAGUUAAGUUCAAACUCAGGAAAUAUAGUUAGACAUGUACAAGAAGACGGUUCAAUUUAUGUACAGAAAACGGGCAAGUAUUACAUAUCAUCCCAGCUGACAAUAAAAGUCGAAAAUAGCACCAUGCCUUUUGACCAGAAUGACCAAACAGUUAGGCAUGUUGUACACAUGAUCUCGUUUAAAGAAGGCACCGAGAAAAUUCUUCUUGAACAUGUCAGAUCUAUGUGUGAAAUGGCCGAUGAACAUGCAGAAAUGACAAGUAAUGUGGAAGCAAUCUUUCACCUUGAGGAAAAUGAUCGAAUUUAUGUGACAACAUCACAUCCAUACUACAUUGUCUCUGGUUCGGGAAGUAGUCAUUUCAGUGUCCACAAGGUAUAGAAUAAGAGAGUGCUCUUUAUAGUGAGGCAAUCGUGACUGCUCUCUGUAGUGAGGCAAUCGUGACUGCUGUCUAUAGUGAGGCAAUUGUGACUAAAUGUUAAUUAUAACGAUUUUUUCUACCAUAAAUGAAGGGUUCCCCUGAUGUCUAUAAAACUAGAAAUUAUGACAUUUUACGUGUAAUUCCAAAACAUCGUGCAACACAGUGUACAAGGUUAAAUAAUGUUUUAUGUAUGUGUACUGUAGACAGUAUGUGUAUUUAAAUGAAAACAUUGACGAAAAGGAUUCCACACUACAAAGUCCAUACAACUUAUAUACAUAUCAGCAGUCUUGUUGCGAAUGUCUUCUAUAUAUUGGGAGAGAAACUUUGUUUCGUGACAUAUUAUAAAAGAACAUAGUUGUAAGCGUUGAAAAGAAAUGGGCCUGUCAACUAAAGUUUGUAAAUUUGUGUAAGAUGAUGUUUCAUUUAAACACAGUCUCAAUCAAAACCUUUAAAGUACCAGUUUUAAUUAAUGUAUGAUGACGAUUGAAAGAAGUUACUAUUUCUAGAAGUUUAUCUGAAUAGUUUAAAUCAAAACAAACGAAAAACAGACACUUUGAUCAUAUUUGAAUUACUCUAUAUGAAUGUUUUAAGUUCUGGCAAAAUGCACAUAGAAGUACCACCAUCGAUCAAUCGUUUUUUAUCAUCAGUUGGGAUUUAAAUAUAGGGUGUUGUAUUAAUCUGUGAAAUUCACGUUGUAUUUCAGACCGAAAUAUCGUAAGUGUAUAACGAUUAAUCUUUUAUGUUUCUAUUUUGGUGUGUUUCAUUGUUUCAUUGUUACAGAUGUAUUAACAGUUAUUUUACUAAUUCAUUUUUUCUCAACGACAGUUUCGAUCACAAAGUGUGUGUCUAUGUUUGAAGGUUCCCUCUUUUUCAGUUCUAAACUUUUAUUUGUAUCUCCAGAUAAUAUACCGAUCAAAACAGCUGAUCCGUCUUUUGAUAAACGGGCAAUAUCGUAAGCAUUACUAAAAGCAUUAUCUUGAACUUCCGCAUACCCUCAGAACUAUUGGUUGUAGAUAUAAAAAAUCAACAAAAUGAAACUCUGACAGUAUAUAAACUUACUCAUUUCAAGACCUCGACUCAUUAUUAAAAACUCAAGUGAUAAUUAAAAUAUAAUAACUUUGUUGAAGAAGAUUGUUUGAUAUUUGUGUAAUAUCUAGCUUUUUCUAGUAAAAAAAUCAAAAUUUCUUCUUAAAAGUGGUAAUCGUCCUUUUGUUCUAAACUACAAUUUUUAUAUGUAUUCUUGUGACUUUUGGAAAUAUAAAAUGGGUCUAGUUACUUUGGCAUGAGCAGCAUGCUUGUUUUUAAACUAGUAGGCCAGUUUCCAAUUACAACACCUUCAUUCUCCCCAGUAAACACCUGACGUCGUAACGACGUUAUAUCUUGAUGUGAUUUUGGUCGCGACGUCGGCGAUCUAAAUCCUGCAUUUAACCGACGUCAUAUCCACAACGUUUAACAGUUGACAGAAUUAGACGCCAAGCGGACGUUCAAAUUAGUUUGCAUAUGAAUUCUGUUGAAAGCCUUUUUUGUUAUAGAACUAACUGGUAUAAUUUAGAAAACUAGUAUAGUCUAAAGAUAUUUACUUGUUUUUCUUAAAGUCACCUGAACUUGUGCUUAUAAAUAAUAUUUAUUUCGACUAUUAAAAGUAUUAAUAAUAAUAUUAAAAUGCAUAAGAUCUUCUGUGUUCAGACUCGGAUAUUAUCUCAUCAAUGCUAAACUGUUCAGGGAAAAAUAAAUUCUGUGCAUGUGAAAAUACUCUUAAGAUUCACUUAAAUGCAUUCUUCCACACUUCUUGUCUAUUAGUCAUACAUUCGCAGAUAGACAAGCAUCGGUUAACACCGUCUUCCGGUGAUUUGAUUUAAGUUGGAGGUUAGAUUGGGCAAGAUUAUAAGUACUUUACACAAAGGAUUCCGCAAUGUGAGUAACAGAUUUUUAGAAAUUACACUUACUUUAAUGAUGAUACCAAAAACAUGUUACACUUUCUUUGCUUAGUUUUAUUUCACUAAUUGACCCAUGAUGUUUGUAAAUGUAAAAAAAGCAAUUAAUUGCGUUAAACAAAACUUCAUUACGUUUGACAAAGUUAUGGAAUAUUUUGUACAGAAUUUAAAACGUUACAUGUUUGUUUUGCACGCAGUUCUUAUGUUCUUUAGCAAUAGCACUAGCUUAUAUGUAUAAGUUUUCGAUUUCUGGAAAAUGUUGACACGGAAGAAACUCUCGAAUUUUAUACAUUUCAUGUCAAAGUUUUAGCAGAGAUGAAGAAUCGUGCAAGAAUGACCAGACUCGACAGUUUCAUUUAUUUGAUCACUACAAUAUGAAAUAAAGAUGAGAAAAAUUCA